AUGGUGGUUUCUUAUGAUGAUAAGCGUAUCUGGAAAAACAUCGAUACAGUUCUAAAAGAUGAGCUCGUUCUAAGUAUUAUCUCCAAUCUCGAGUGUCUGAUUUGCUCGGAAGUUAUGCAUGUGCCUUAUCUAGCACAAUGUGGCCAUUCGUUCUGCUACGGAUGUCUCAAUUCAUGGUUCGAAACAAAAGUCAACUGUCCCACUUGCCGCACGGAUAUGGAUCUGCAGCCUACUUUGAACAUCCAACUUCGAGACGUGAGCAAAAGCAUCACAGAUCUAGUCAUCGAAUGUAUGGAAGAUGAGGUGCAUCAGAAAGAGCUUAAAGAAGCUCGCACCAACGUCAUCGAGGAGCAUGAGGAGGAUUUGCGGAAAAGAAGCUUAUUUGGCGAAGCGUUCAAUAAUGCGCCGACAUUGGUGGAUAAAUCCGAUGGAGUACCACGUUGCGGAAACUGUCACUGGGAAGCACAUGGAAGUGUCUGCCUACAUUGUGGAGCCCGUUUCCGAAUCUCGCGGUCGGAUCUGUAUUUCGACUCGGAUGACGGAGACGCCUAUAACGAAGAUCAGGACGAGGUGGAACUUUAUGGCAUUGCCGAUGAUAAUGCAUACGACUCACAAGACAGCUUUCUCGACAAUAGAGAUGCAGUGGAAAUUAGCAACGACCGCCAUCAUGCACUGGAAGAUGACAUCCUAUCUUCGGGUGAGGAGAGCAACGAGCUGUGGAGUGGCUUCAGAAAUGAUCCAGAUCAGCUCUCGCGAAUAUAUGGAGAUACCGAAGAUAAUGUCCAUAUGGUUGAUAGUGAAGAUGAUCGAAACAGCUGGCAAGAUUCCGAUGGGGAAAGUUCGAAUAUGGAGAGUGCAAUUGAUCGCAUCCAUCGUCAGGAUGUGGCCGAGUAUGUUGAUCUUAGCGCAGAGGAAGGAGAUUCAGAGGACGAAGCGGUGACGAGUCAUCGAAGGGCUGUGGUUGUUGAUCUGGACUCUGAUUGGUAG
Sungouiella intermedia is the source of this 987-nucleotide messenger RNA. The record is from the annotation of a GenBank genome assembly. Lineage: Eukaryota; Fungi; Ascomycota; Pichiomycetes; Serinales; Metschnikowiaceae.